Molecule: messenger RNA, 741 nt
Organism: Puma concolor (puma)
Lineage: Eukaryota; Metazoa; Chordata; Mammalia; Carnivora; Felidae
Source: RefSeq, a predicted model, not a curated record
AUGAAUGUUAUAACUAUUGAAGAUUAUAAGAGCACUUACUGGCCAAAAUUGGAUGGUGCCAUAGAUCAGCUUUUAACCCAGAGUCCUGGUGACUAUAUCCCCAUAUCCUAUGAACAGAUAUACAGUUGUGUGUAUAAAUGUGUCUGCCAGCAGCAUUCAGAACAGAUGUACAGUGAUCUGAUUAAAAAGAUAACUAAUCACCUAGAGAGAGUCUCGAAGGAGCUGCAGGCCAGCCCUCCAGAUCUCUAUAUUGAAAGAUUUAAUAUAGCCCUUGGACAAUAUAUGGGAGCAUUGCAGAGCAUUGUGCCUCUUUUCAUAUAUAUGAAUAAGUUUUACAUCGAAACCAAGCUUAACAGAGACCUAAAAGAUGACCUUAUAAAGCUGUUUACGGAACAUGUUGCAGAAAAGCACAUUUACAGCCUAAUGCCUUUACUCUUAGAAGCCCAGUCAACACCAUUUCAGGUCACACCUUCAACUAUGGCAAAUAUUGUGAAAGGCCUAUACACUCUCAGACCAGAGUGGGUUCAGAUGGCUCCAACUCUGUUUUCUAAAUUUAUUCCAAACAUUCUCCCUCCGGCGGUGGAGUCUGAACUUUCUGAAUAUGCUGCUGAAGAUCAGAAACUUCAAAGAGAACUUAUACAGAAUGGUUUUACGAGAGGUGACCAGUCCCGGAAAAGAGCUGGGGAUGAGUUGGCUUAUAACAGCUCAUCAGCGUGUGCAAGUUCCAGAGGGUACAGAUAG